Messenger RNA from Penaeus indicus, 1242 nucleotides. RefSeq lists its product as uncharacterized. Gene Ontology annotation, molecular function: catalytic activity. The coding region runs from base 1 to 1242 and encodes 413 amino acids. The transcript has 3 exons. The record is from RefSeq and is a predicted model, not a curated record. Lineage: Eukaryota; Metazoa; Arthropoda; Malacostraca; Decapoda; Penaeidae.
AUGACAGUCAUUCAAAUACAUGCACCAACAUCAAACAGUGAUGACGAAGAGAUUGAACAGUUCUACCAAGAUCUAGAACAAACCAUCAAUGACAAAGCAAAGAAAGAUAUUCUUGUAAUACAAGGGGAUUGGAAUGCUAAAAUCGGCUCUAAGGAAAGCACCGGAUGGGAAGGAACUACUGGAGAUUUUGGAGUGGGAAAAACAAAAGACAGAGGUAUAAUGCUUUUAGAAUUUGCCAAAACACAUCACUUAGUUGUGGCUAAUACUCUCCACAACCAUAAACUAUCGAGAAGAACAACGUGGCAUUCACCAGAUGGAGUGACACAUAAUCAAAGAGAUUAUAUUCUCAUGGACAGAAGAUUCCAAACUGGAAUCAACAGACCGAAAACGAGAACUUUCAAAAAAUCGGAUAUCGGCAGUGAUCAUGAUCCAGCUAUGAUGACAUUUAGAAUGCGACUCUCAAAGGAGAAGAAGGUUUCACACAGACGCGCAAAGUUUGACCUGGAAAAGCUGAAAAACAGCGAAUUAGCAAAAAAUACAAAAGAAGAGCCAAACCAAUUAAAAAUCCUACAAAAGUGUGAAGAAAGAAGAGAACUAAAGAAGAAUAGAUUUACCAACAAUGAAAAUCUGGACCAGUAUAGAAAGGCAAAGGAGGAGGUGAAAAGAGCUAUCAUUAAAGCAAAAGAUGAAUGGGUUGAAAAGCAAGCUGAAGAUGUUGAACAAAGCUUAGCAGUAAACAAUUCUAGAAAAGCCUACAAUGUACUAAAGAGCUUAACAAGGGAGAAGAUCAGAAGUAAAGCAGACAUCUUAGGAUCAGAAGUAAGGGCAGCGAUAAUAAAGUUGAAAAGGAAUAAAGCACCUGGAUUUGACAACCUUCCAGCAAAAUUAAUCAAUUGCGGUGGAGAGCCAUCUGUCAAAACCCUACAUCUUCUGUGCAACCGAAUACUCCAAACUGGUAAAUGGCCUACACAAUGGACUCAGUCCAUCCUCAUUCCCAUCCCAAAGAAGAAAAUGAGCAAAAACUGUAGUGAACACCGCACAAUUAGCCUUAUAAGUCACCCUAGCAAAGUCUUACUUACCAUCAUCCUAAAUAGAAUAAAACCGGGAAUCGAAGAAAUUCUAGAUGAAUCACAAGCUGGCUUCAGAAAAGACCGAAGCACAGUGGAACAGAUUUUAAAUCUAAGGCUUCUGAGUGAAAGCCAGAGAAACCACCAGAAGAAUGUUUUCCUUAAUCGACUUUAA